Morone saxatilis (striped sea-bass) is the source of this 797-nucleotide messenger RNA. RefSeq names its product guanylate cyclase activator 1A (gene guca1aa). The coding region runs from base 228 to 797 and encodes 189 amino acids. The record is from RefSeq and is a predicted model, not a curated record. Gene Ontology annotation, molecular function: calcium sensitive guanylate cyclase activator activity; calcium ion binding. NCBI's taxonomy places the organism in Eukaryota, Metazoa, Chordata, Actinopteri, Moronidae. The transcript is spliced from 4 exons.
CCGGUGAUUAAACCCAAGGAGAACACAGAAGGGACAUCCCUAAACUCAGACGGCUACAAAAGGCCCCCACCAGCCGCUACUCUCACCCUAAGUCCCAUUGUUGUGUGACUGUGAAGAGGGAUAACCUCCGCUUCACAGUAGACCAAAUUGGGCUGAGAGGUUUGUGCACCAGCUGCUACAAAAAGGCUCCAGAUUUCUUACCUACACACACUCGGUGUAAGAAAGAAAUGGGUAACUCAACAGGAAGCACCGUGGAUGACCUGCAGGCAGUGGAGAUGCACCUCUGGUACAAGAAGUUCAUGACCGAGUGCCCCUCAGGUCAGCUCACCCUGCACGAGUUCAAGCAGUUCUUCGGCCUGCGAGGGCUGGACCCCGAGGCCAACGCCUACAUAGAGCAGAUGUUCCGCACGUUUGACAUGAACAAGGACGGCUACAUAGACUUCAUGGAGUAUGUGGCCGCUCUCAGUCUGGUGAUGCGAGGAAAGAUGGAGCACAAGCUGCGCUGGUAUUUCAAGCUUUAUGAUGUGGAUGGCAACGGCUGCAUUGACCGACACGAGCUCCUCAACAUCAUAAAGGCCAUCCGAGCAAUCAAUGGGAAUGAAAAUCAGGACGUCAGUGCUGAGGAUUUCACUAACCGCGUGUUCGACAGGAUUGAUAUAAAUGGAGACGGUGAGCUUUCCUUGGAGGAGUUUGUGGCUGGCGCUCGCAGUGACGAGGAUUUCAUGGAGGUGAUGAUAAAGAGUCUGGACCUCACCCACAUUGUGGCCAUGAUCCACAACAGGAGGCACAGCGUUUAG